This is a messenger RNA of Xenopus laevis (African clawed frog), 3837 nucleotides long. RefSeq names its product serine incorporator 1 like L homeolog (gene serinc1l.L). The transcript is spliced from 10 exons. Lineage: Eukaryota; Metazoa; Chordata; Amphibia; Anura; Pipidae. Gene Ontology annotation, cellular component: membrane; endoplasmic reticulum membrane. The coding region runs from base 300 to 1649 and encodes 449 amino acids. The record is from RefSeq and is a predicted model, not a curated record.
GCAGGACGGAGGAGUGACUACAGCUUUUUGUGAUGUGUGAGUGCAAUCGCUGCUGAGACUGCAUUCUGUUGCCGGUGGUGGAAACCUCAUGCCAGUGAUUUCUCCUGAGGAUGUCCUAACAUGGCCACCGUAAACCCUAACCUUCCUUUCUUUACCACCUUUAACACGUGAUGUGCAGCUCACUGCCAUUGCUUCAUAAUAUCGGAAGUGACGACUCCCGUUGUUCCUCCCAAGUCAGCUGUUUUGUAAACAAGCAAAAGAGAAAGCCUCCAUUUUAAUUACACAGCAUCAAGAGCAACAUGGGGGGCGUCUUGGGACUCUGCACUGCAGCUAGUUGGAUUCCAUGUCUUUGUGGAAGUGCCCCAUGCCUGCUUUGCGGAUGCUGCCCCAGUGGAAACAACUCAACAGUUACCCGGCUCAUCUAUGCCUUCUUUUUGCUUAUUGGAGUGGCAGUUGCAUGUGUGAUGCUGAUACCUGGAAUGGAGGAGCAACUAAAGAAGAUACCUGGCUUUUGUGAUGAUGGGAUGGGUUCCUCAAUACCAGGAAUUAGUGGUCACGUUAACUGUGAUGUGCUUGUUGGCUACAAGGCUGUGUACAGAGUUUGCUUUGGAAUGGCCAUGUUUUUUCUUCUCUUUUCAUUACUCAUGAUAAAAGUGAAGAGCAGCCAGGAUCCCCGUGCUUCUGUGCAUAAUGGAUUCUGGUUCUUUAAAUUUGCGGCAGCAGUUGGAAUCACUGUUGGAGCAUUUUUUAUUCCUGAAGGCCCCUUCACAACAGUUUGGUUUUAUGUGGGCAUGGGUGGUGCUUUCUGCUUCAUCCUCAUCCAAUUGGUGUUGCUUAUUGAUUUCGCUCAUUCUUGGAAUGAAUCCUGGGUUGAAAAAAUGGAAGAAGGGAACUCAAGGUGCUGGUAUGCAGCUCUACUCUCAGCCACAGGGCUUAACUAUGUUCUGUCACUGGUGGCUAUAGUCCUUUUCUAUGUUUAUUAUACCCACCCUGAAGGUUGUGCAGAAAACAAGGCUUUCAUCAGUGUAAAUAUGCUGCUGUGCAUUGGAGCUUCAAUAAUGUCCGUUCUGCCUAAAAUCCAGGAAUCUCAGCCCAGGUCUGGUUUACUUCAGUCAUCAGUGAUAACUGUAUACACCAUGUAUCUAACUUGGUCAGCAAUGACUAAUGAACCAGACAGAAAAUGCAACCCCAGCUUGCUGAGUAUAAUUGGUUACAAUUCCACAAGCACUCCAGGGCAGGUUAAGGUUGUGCAAUGGUGGGAUGCUCAGGGCAUCGUAGGACUUGUGCUGUUUUUGUUGUGUGUUCUGUAUUCAAGCAUUCGGACUUCCAACAACAGCCAAGUCAACAAACUCACUCUGACCAGUGAUGAAUCAACCCUAAUUGAAGAUGGUGGAAGGAGUGAGGUUUCUAUGGAUGAUUCUGAUAAUGCACACCGAGCAUUGGAUAAUGAAAGGGAUGGAGUUACUUACAGCUAUUCCUUCUUUCACUUCAUGCUUUUUCUGGCAUCACUUUAUAUCAUGAUGACUCUCACCAACUGGUACAGCCCACGUGCACCUUUGAUUGGGUUGAUUAGACGCGAUGGAGAAUCAAAGUGGAACGCAACAUGGCGCUGGAACGCAUCACGGAACCUCAGUCUACACGGAAGCUGAAGUGACGCGUAUCCUGUCACACUUUUCCGGUCCUGCGGAGUUUCUGCAAGUGCCGACAGUCACUAAUACACGGCGGCAACUAGAAACGCUGCGCAAGAGGACGGUGGAUUUGGAACUACACGGGCUGACUUUAGCUGAGUAUCACAAAAAGGCAUGGAUACCACGUGGAUUACGAGUAAGUCUACGUCCUACUCUUUUUGCCAAUAAUACUGGCUAUUGUAAUCAAUUUAAGCAGAUUGUCGAUAGAUGUUCCACUGAUAUCAUGCUAUUGACACUUGAAUAUAUUAAUAAGGAACUUACAGUGGUCCAACAAGAGAUCAGCCAGGUUGAAGCUGAAUUAAAACAAUGCUGCCCACUUGAGGAACUGGAACAGGUGCAUGAACAACUAAUUGCAAAGUUGGAUCGCUAUCGCAAAGAGGGAGAGCGUCAGAAGCGAUCGAAGUUUGAUAGAGAUGCACUUGAUUACCAAAAAGGUUAUGUGUAUGCCUGGUUAACUGAUGUGAGAGAUAAACAUGCUUUUUAUCGUUUUGAAGGAAAACGUCAUGUACAGGGGCCUAGAGGUGAAGACUCCCACUACUCUAAUCAAGAAAGGGCUCAGGGAGCGGAUUUUUUGGCAAAAUCCCCAAAGAAAGGCCAAGGAGACCAUGGAAACGAGGAGGUGUUAAACACAGGAGGCAUGACAAGACGACCGCUACGCGGUUGCAGCAAGAGGACAAUAAGCAAGUAAUUUACAAUAUUUCUUCUAAACGGCUCACACCAGUUGAGGAGUCAGUAUUGUCACUGGGUCUUAAUUUUUGUCCGGAUAGACCUACGGACUUGUUUCAAUUAGAUGUUGAUCUAUACCGCUUUUUUCGUACUUUGAGGCUGAAGGUUCACUUUUUUCAGAAACCACAGGAACAACUGACUUCUAAUGGCGAUAGCCAGUCAUUGGACAUUGAGACUUUUGGUUUAUACGGCAAAAGUGUGUAUGUUCCUCCUACUACAUACGCUGCUGUAGAAACAUAUAUUAAUAACAUCAUGGCAGAAGUUAAAAAUGUUUGUCAGGUGGAGGGUGAUCCUUCAUUUGUGACACAUAAUUUGUCCAAGCAACAGCGUGACGCUUUGAGAGAUCUUUCAUGGAGAACCGAUAUUACGAUUAAGCCCUCUGAUAAGGGGGGCGCAAUUGUGGUAAUGGACACUACACAGUACAUUGCAGAGAUUGAGAGGCAAUUGGCAGAUGGGGAGGUUUAUAAACCAUUAUCCAGUGAUCCCCUGUUGGGCAUUAUACGAAAGAUUAAAACUUUACUGGAUUAUAUGGUUGAUAGGGGAGUGAUCACUGACAAAUUGAGGAAUUAUUUGAUGGUCAGGAACCCAGUCACGCCGACCAUAUAUGUUCUCCCGAAAAUUCAUAAGGACCCAGUGUGUCCACCAGGGAGACCUAUAGUGGCCGGCAUUGACUCGGUUUUUGGCCCAUUAGCUAUAAUGCUCGAUAAAGUACUAAGUCCCUUGAUUCAAGAGGUACCUUCCUAUAUAAGGGAUACUGGACAUUUUCUUCAUAAAUUACAAUCACUAGGAAAUGUGGGGGAGGGUGUAAUUCUGGCCACGUUGGAUGUGGCCAGUCUUUACACGUCUAUACCACAUAGUGAUGGGUUAGAAGCAAGUCAGUGGAUACUGAGGGAAGGAGCGCAGUACUCUGUACAUCAGAUUGAUUUCUUCCUACAGGCUUUGGAGAUCAUAUUAUGUUGUAACUAUUUCACUUUUCGGGAACAGUACUACCUCCAACUACGUGGAACCGCGAUGGGAUCCAACGUCGCCCCGUCAUAUGCCAAUGCCUUUAUGGCAAGGCUUGAACAGCUACACAUUUACCUUGAUGUAGACUUCUCCAGACAUUGUUUGGCCUGGUGGAGAUACAUCGAUGAUGUAUUUGUGUUAUGGCGGGGUGACGUUGACUCCCUACAGCGGUUCCAUGGUAGGAUUAAUGGGGUACAUCCCUCAAUCUCAUUUACGCUGGUCUAUGAUCUCCAAAAAAUCCACUUUCUUGAUGUUCUAGUAUACAAAGAUUUAGAAGGUUCUAUAUGUACUUCUUUAUUCACAAAGCCUACUGAUAGGAAUCAAAUUCUUCAUUUUACCAGUCAGCACCCCCCACAUACGAAGAAAUCAAUCCCCAUUAGCCAACUCUCAAGGGUACAGAGGUUAGUGAGUGAAGGGA